AGGGUACAGGCCCGAGCAGACAGCUUGGAGCCUGACUGUCAUCGUGGUGCCGCGGCUCGAUUUGAUAUUUGCGGGGAGACCUGUUCCGAAUCAAAUUCACUAUGGGUCAUACUAAUUUGGAAAAUAUUGUUGAUCUGCAAAAGAAUACAGCCAACAUUCGCAAUAUCUGUAUUGUGGCUCAUGUGGACCAUGGAAAAACCACAUUAGCUGAUAGCCUUAUUGCUAGCAAUGGGAUAAUUUCUAAUCGACUUGCAGGAAAGUUGCGGUACAUGGACAGCCGAGAAGAUGAGCAACUCCGUGGAAUCACGAUGAAAUCCAGUUCCAUAUCACUACAUUUCACUGCAAAUAAUCAAGAAUACCUCAUUAACAUGAUAGAUUCUCCUGGCCAUGUGGAUUUUUCCUCUGAAGUAUCGACUGCUGUGCGUGUAUGUGAUGGUGCUGUUGUGGUGGUCGAUGUUGUUGAAGGUGUUUGUCCUCAGACGCAAGCAGUGUUACGCCAGGCCUGGUUGGAAAAUAUUCGCCCAGUUUUAGUCAUUAACAAAAUAGAUCGACUAAUAAUGGAGCUAAAAUUGACUCCACUUGAAGCUUACAUUCACUUACAGAAGAUUCUAGAACAGGUAAAUGCAGUGACUGGGAGUCUGUUUACUUCAAAAGUGUUGGAAGAGAGAGCAGAGAUGGAAGAAACAGAAAAACCUAGUUCAGACACCAAGAGCAGUGAACAUUUCUAUGACUGGAGUGCCGGCCUGGAAGAAACAGAUGAUUCGCAUCUCUACUUUGCCCCCGACCAGGGAAAUGUGGUGUUUGGAAGUGCUAUUGAUGGUUGGGGCUUCAGAAUUGAACAGUUUGCCCAGAUGUACAGCCAGAAAGUGGGUAUUAGUGCACAAGUGUUGCUGAAAACUCUUUGGGGUGACUUUUAUCUGAACACAAAGGCAAAGAAGAUAAUGAAAGGAGCACAGUCGAAAGGAAAAAAGCCCCUCUUUGUACAGUUAGUGUUGGAAAACAUCUGGAGUCUGUAUGAGUCUGUAGUUGUCAGAAGGGACAAAGAGAAGAUUGAUAAGAUCGUAAGUUCGUUGGGUCUAACCAUCCUACCUCGUGAUUCACGCCAUACAGAUCCUAAAGUACACCUUAAUGCCAUUUGUACUCAAUGGCUUCCUAUCUCCCAUGCUGUGUUGUCAAUGGUGUGCAACAAGCUCCCCAGCCCUUUGGAUAUUGCUGCAGAGCGGGUUGAAAAGCUCAUGUGUGUUCGAAGCAGAAGAUUUGAUUCACUGCCUCCCCAAAUCCAAGCCCUCAAACAAGCCUUCCUUGAAUGCAAGAGUGAUGAGACAGCCCCAGUGAUUGUGUUUAUUUGCAAGAUGUUUGCUGUUGAUUCCAAGACUUUGCCCCAAAAUAAGUUAAGACCCUUGAGUCAAGCAGAGAUAGCUCAGCGGCGGGAGCAGGCCAGAAAAAGGCAUGCAGAAAAGCUUAUAAAUCAGAUGCAGAUGUUGGAACAAAACCCACCUGAGAAGACUCUUGAGAUCUCCCCAGGGAGUGCAAGUGUAAAAGACAUGCAUGCAGAGAGUCCGAUGGAGCUGGCAGAGCUGGCUACUUGCAGGGAGGAAAGUCAACAGAAAGAGUGCUUCGUUGCAUUUGCUAGAGUAUAUAGUGGAACAAUUCGUAGAGGGCAGAAAUUGUUUGUGCUAGGACCAAAGUACGACCCUUCUGAAGCUUUAACCAAGAUGCCAGAAGGAUGCUCACUGAAUGAUGACCUGUCAAUCCCACACUUGGCUUGUUGUACAGUGGAGGACUUGUUCCUGCUCAUGGGAAAGGAAUUGGAGAAUGUAGAAGAGGUACCUGUUGGCAAUGUGCUAGGUAUUGGAGGCCUAGAAGAUUACGUCUUAAAAUCUGCUACGUUGUCAACUUCACCUCUGUGUCCACCUUUCACACCUCUGAACUUUGAGGCCACGCCUAUUGUACGGGUUGCUGUUGAACCCAAACAUCCAAGUGAAAUGCCACAGCUGGUGAAAGGGAUGAAGCUGCUUAACCAGGCUGAUCCGUGUGUGGAAGUGUUAGUCCAGGAGACAGGAGAGCACGUAUUAAUAACUGCUGGAGAGGUACACCUGCAGCGCUGCUUGGAUGACCUCAGAGAAAGGUUUGCAAAGGUUGAGAUCAGUUCAUCAGCACCAAUCGUUCCUUUUAGGGAGACUAUCAUUCGGCCACCAAAGGUAGACAUGGUGAAUGAAGACAUAGGGACACAACAAAAGAUUGCCGUCAUUCACCAAAAGAAGGAAGACCAGAAUAAAUACCCUGAAGGUGUCAUUGUGGAUUCUGAUGGUCUUGUCACCUUGAAUACACCUAAUAAACUGUCCAAUCUCAGUGUGAGAGCCAUGCCACUUCCUGAAACAGUGACACAGUUACUGGAAGAAAACAGUGAUCUAAUUCGUACAAUAGAGCAAUUCAAUCUAUCAGUAAAAGAAGGCAGAGGCACUCAGGAGAUCAAUCCAACAACACUUGAGGCCAUCCAAAAUUUCAAACAAAAGCUGGAGGAGAAUUUUGUUGGCCGAAAAUGGAGAAAUGCUGUGAACCAAAUUUCGUCAUUUGGACCACGCCGUUGUGGCCCUAAUAUUUUACUAAAUAGAUUGGAAAGUUAUAGACCAUCAAUGUGGCAGUGUCUUGAUAAAACCAGGAAAGACUUGGGGACAUACAAGGAUUUUGACAACAGUAUAAUCAGUGGAUUUCAACUGGCGACUCUGUCAGGUCCUGUGUGUGAAGAACCUCUUAUGGGUGUUUGCUUCAUUUUAGAGAAAUGGGACAUGAGUAAAGUGCAGCAGCUGGUUCAAAUACACAGCCAACCUUUCACAGAGGGGCAAACAGCAAAGGUUGAGGAGUUCCAGCAGCAAGUAACGUCAAAUGAAAAUAGCCUUUCUGAAUUAGAGACGAGAUUGGAAAACCAAGCAAGACCAGGUGACCAGAUUCAGGACAGUCGGACUCCAGCAGAGAGUGUGGCAGAUGGCCAUUGUAACUCUGAGGCUGUGCUUACAGAUUGCUAUGGCCCUUUCUCAGGCCAGCUCAUUGCCACGAUGAAAGAAGCUUGUCGUUUUGCAUUCCAGGCACAACCUCAACGGCUCAUGGCAGCGAUGUACACAUGUGAGAUUAUGGCAACUGCAGAAGUAUUAGGUCGGGUCUAUGCAGUCUUAUCGAAGCGCACAGGGCGGGUGUUGCAAGAGGAGAUGAAAGAAGGGACAGAAAUGUUCAUCAUUAAGGCCAUUUUGCCAGUCGCCGAGAGCUUUGGCUUUGCUGAUGAAAUCCGGAAGCGGACAAGUGGCCUAGCCAGCCCACAGCUGGUGUUCAGUCACUGGGAGGUGAUUCCCAGCGACCCCUACUGGGUUCCUACAACAGAAGAAGAGUACUUGCAUUUUGGAGAGAAGGCUGAUACAGUAAACCAGGCAAACAAAUACAUGAACACUGUGCGCAAGCGGAAGGGGCUGUACGUGGAGGAAAAGAUUGUUGAGCAUGCUGAGAAGCAGAGAACCCUCAGCAAAAAUAAAUAACUGCUCAGAAUAUAAACUUUUCCAAGAGUGCUCAUUUGUGUGUGAACAAUGCACAGACAGUUAAAGAUAAAAUCAAAAACUUCCAUAUUGAAAGUUGGUAAUAUCCUUAAAAUUGAUUACUUUCAAACUCCAAUCAGCUCUUCUCUAACAAAAUACCAGCAGCCAAAGUUGCAGACUGACUAAAACACAAUAUUUAUAUGAUAGGCUUUUUAAUGAAUGAAAACUAUCACAGUUUCUUCAGACUGAAAUGAAUGUGAGAAAUGAACUCAGGCAUUUGUGAGGUACCUGUGAAGUCUGUAGAUAUUUGCAAUGACGUUGAUUUGCUCUUUUUUUGAAUUAUUUUCAAUGAACUGAAGGAAGGGGCUCUCCUAAUCCUGUCCAACUCAAGUUUGAGAUUUUCACUUACAAAAGCACCCUGUGGCCCAGGCUCAGUGUAAAUUCUAAUUUUUAUUCAAAACAGUAAUUAAUGUACAUUUUGAAUUAACGCUGUGGGAAGAAAUAGAGAAAGUGGUUUUGCUGUACCAUACUACGUUGAGUUUAUAUUGGAGGUGUCACACUGUGAUGAGGUUGACAUGCUAUUGAGCACAAACAGUGUUGUUCUGAUUGCUCCAUUAGACUCAGUUGCUUACAAAAAGAUUUUAACCCCGCUAAGGCUCUCUGGAUGUUUUUGCCUGCUAUCAAUACUGCAGUCUCAUAAUAUGUUACAUUUUUAUCUCUCUCUAAUGUUAUCAUUGAUUUUGGUCAUGGUGAGUGAGGGAAAAUGAAAAGUAACUCAAAAGAAAUAAGUUAUUAUAAAACCUCCCUCCCCCCUCGGAAAAGCCCCAUUUUUGGAUGUAUUUGGUUGAAAUUUCAACUUGUUUCCUUGCAUUUUCCUGCCUUUUCCAAAGCACAUGCUGACAGAAGAAAACGAGGGUCCAAAAUGGUUUUGACUUCACUUGUUCAGGAUCACCUGGAAGCUAUACAGUCCGUUGCUGAUGGUGAGUGUUGUGCACAAAAACAAUUUGAGUUAUCCAAAAUGAGUAAUACAAAUAAUACAAGAAAUUGGGAAUAUUAAUUAAAAGCUCUCAAAUUAUUUGAAUACAGAUAGAUGCUAAUUGCCUCCAUACAAACCAAAUUACUGUAGAUUCUGUAAUCUGAAAUGAAAACAAAAUGCUGGAAACACUCAGCAAGUCUGGUAGCAGCUGUAGAGAAAGAAGCAGAGUUAAUGUUUCAGGUCAAUGACUUUUUAUCAGAACAGGCCAGGAAAAUUGGCGCCUUUUCUCUCUCCACAAAUGCUGCCAGACAUUUCAAACACAUCCAGCAAUAUUUGCAAUGAUCUCAUGCCUGCAAUCAUUGACAGCCAUGUAACAUUAGCUCUGAUCGAUUAUUUGUGAUGCUGAAAACGUUUCAGUUCCUGCUGCAUUGUAUCAUCUAAUUAAACAUUGAUCCUGUGAGCGAUAUGCUACUUAAGGUCCUAUGUUAAGGCCAUCAUUUUGUACUUAGGAGCUUUUGCAUUUCUCUCGAUCAGUGAUCUGGUAAAAAGCAACUAGCUUCACAAUCUCUGUGCACUUUUCACUUACUGAAUCGGGUUCAUUUCCCCCUUGCCAAUUGAUGAGUCUGCAACGUGGGGAGGAGGAUUACAAGUCAUAGGAAACACUUCAUUCAUUAAUUUUUAAAUAUUCAAAAUGUGUUUGCAUUAAAAGAACGAACUAGGCUGUGAAUGCAGGAGUUAAACAGACAGGUGUUUAAUUUUGUUUGUGAAAUGCUGCAUUAAUAAAGUUUUAUUUUAUAUCA
Stegostoma tigrinum is the source of this 5300-nucleotide messenger RNA. RefSeq names its product elongation factor like GTPase 1 (gene efl1). The record is from RefSeq and is a predicted model, not a curated record. Gene Ontology annotation, cellular component: cytosol; ribonucleoprotein complex. Lineage: Eukaryota; Metazoa; Chordata; Chondrichthyes; Orectolobiformes; Stegostomatidae. Gene Ontology annotation, biological process: cytosolic ribosome assembly. Gene Ontology annotation, molecular function: ribosome binding; GTPase activity; GTP binding. The coding region runs from base 102 to 3527 and encodes 1141 amino acids. The transcript has 20 exons.